Ogataea philodendri is the source of this 567-nucleotide messenger RNA. RefSeq lists its product as uncharacterized. NCBI's taxonomy places the organism in Eukaryota, Fungi, Ascomycota, Pichiomycetes, Pichiales, Pichiaceae. Bases 1 to 567 code for a protein of 188 amino acids. The record is from RefSeq and is a predicted model, not a curated record. Gene Ontology annotation, biological process: N-terminal peptidyl-methionine acetylation. The transcript has a single exon. Gene Ontology annotation, molecular function: protein-N-terminal amino-acid acetyltransferase activity. Gene Ontology annotation, cellular component: NatB complex.
AUGAGCUCCAUCAGGCCGUUUUCCGCCACAGAUCUGUUUGAGCUCAACUCAAUCAACCUCGACCCGCUCACAGAGAACUUUUACCUGUAUUUUUACCUUCAAUAUCUUUCAGAAUGGCCCUCGUUGUUCUAUAAGUCGGUGUCUUGUUCAGGUGCUAACGAGGGUUACAUGUUGGCCAAGACCGAGGGAAAAGGUACCGAUUGGCACGCACAUAUCAGCGCAGUCACGGUGAAUCCAAAUUAUCGACGGAUCGGACUGGCUUCAACUCUUUGUUCCUCGUUGGAAAGAUUCACCGAGUCCGAGCCUUACGAAGCAUAUUUCAUUGAUCUGUUUGUCAGAUGCAACAACAAAUUGGCUAUCGUGUUGUAUGAAAAACUCGGCUAUUCUGUCUAUCGACGAGUCGUCGGUUACUACGGUGAUUACGAGAGCAAAACAAAUAGGAACAAGAUUGACGACGAGAUCGAUGCGUUUGAUAUGCGGAAAGCUUUAAAACGGGAUAUAAAGCAACAGUCGGUUCGUUCUAACGGACGUAAGGUCAACGUGCUUCCAAGCGAGAUCGUGUUCUGA